AUGCAUCUUGCAACAGAUCUUCUUCAUCCCUCUCCAGAAGAGAAGAGGAAACACAAGAAGAAGCGCCUGGUGCAGAGACCCAAUUCCUAUUUCAUGGAUGUAAAAUGCCCAGGAUGCUAUAAAAUCACCACCGUCUUUAGCCAUGCACAAACAGUAGUUUUGUGUGUUGGCUGCUCUACUGUCCUCUACCAGCCUACAGGAGGAAAAGCAAGGCUUACAGAAGGAUGCUCUUUCAGACGGAAGCAGCACUAAAAUCUCC
Dama dama (fallow deer) is the source of this 259-nucleotide messenger RNA. Its product is annotated as small ribosomal subunit protein eS27-like. Gene Ontology annotation, biological process: translation; ribosomal small subunit assembly. Gene Ontology annotation, cellular component: cytosolic small ribosomal subunit; ribosome. The transcript has a single exon. Gene Ontology annotation, molecular function: structural constituent of ribosome; RNA binding. The record is from RefSeq and is a predicted model, not a curated record. Lineage: Eukaryota; Metazoa; Chordata; Mammalia; Artiodactyla; Cervidae. Bases 1 to 252 code for a protein of 83 amino acids.